Molecule: messenger RNA, 1023 nt
Organism: Rhizoctonia solani
Lineage: Eukaryota; Fungi; Basidiomycota; Agaricomycetes; Cantharellales; Ceratobasidiaceae
Product: Zinc-binding dehydrogenase
Exons: 9
Coding region: 1-1023 (340 amino acids)
Biological process (GO): alcohol metabolic process
Molecular function (GO): zinc ion binding; alcohol dehydrogenase (NADP+) activity
Source: RefSeq, a predicted model, not a curated record
AUGUCGAACUCAAGCUUGACUUUCAAAGGCUAUGGUAUUCAUGAUACCAAGCAAUGGAGCGACUUCAAGGUUGUCGACACCAAACCUAAGCAGUGGGAUGAAGAGAUAUCGAUAUUGCUAUCUCUCACUGCGGGAUUGCCUCUUGUUGCUGGACAUGAGAUUGUCGGAACUGUCGUCCGUGUUGGUUCAGCAGCAGCUGAAAAGACUGGCAUCAAGAUUGGCGAUACUGUUGGCGUGGGAGCACGCAUUGGCAGUUGCGGACAGUGCCGUGCCUGUAAAACCGACAAUGAGAAUUAUUGCCCCAAGGGUCUUGAUACCUACAACUCAUUCUACCCCGAUGGUACUUUGAGCCAAGGCGGGUAUGGCACUGCCAUUCGUGCCAACCAUAACUUUGUAUUCCCAGUCCCCAAGGGACUCAAGCCUGAAUAUGCUGCCAGCAUGAUGUGUGCUGGCUUGACUAUGUAUUCUCCCUUGGUCCGUAAUGGUGCCGGUCCAGGAAAGAAGGUCGGAAUUAUUGGGUUGGGCGGACUGGGUCAUUUCGGGGUCCUGUUCGCAAAGGCGUUGGGCGCAGAAGUCUAUGUAUUCUCCCACAGUUCUCGCAAGGAGCAGGAUGCAAAGGCGCUCGGAGCUGACCACUUUGUCGUCACUUCUGAGAAGGAGAACAUGAAGCCACUCCGUGGUACCCUCGACCUUAUCGUUUCAACUAUUGAUGUUGCGGAUCCUUUCCCUCUGAGGGAUUAUCUCAAGCUGCUCUUCGUCAAUGGAACAUUCGUGAACGUGGGCAUUCCUGAUGCAAAGCUACCCCAACUUGCGCCCAUCGACAUCGUUGCAAAUGGCUGUCACCUGGCUGGUUCACUAGUCGGGUCAAAGAAGGAGGCCACCGAGAUGCUCGAGCUCGCUGCUGAGAAGAACAUUCGUCCUUGGAUUGAGAUUUUCCCGAUGAGCCAGAUCAAGGAUGCCGUCGAGGGUAUGAAGGCUGGCAAGCCCAAGUUCCGUUAUGUCUUAAAACAAGACCUUGAGUGA